CAACGUCAACAUAUCAUAAUGUCAACAACACGUGUGUGCGCGUUUCUGUUGUGAUGUGAUUAUAUUCGGUCGUUUCAUUAUUUUGUACUAUUCCAUUAGGCACAUAUUUAAUUACGUGUAGAAUUAUUUAAUUAAUUGUCUUGGGUUGGCGUGAUAUCCUAUCAAUCGUUAUGACUGGGACCCAAUUGUUUCAUAUUUUAUAAUUAAUUACAUAAGUGCAGCUGAGCUGUUAACUCCCUACUUUAAUGCAACUAUCUUGCUGCUCACACAACUCAGUUAUUUCAAAUGGAUGCUAACGAUGGUAAAGAGUUCGCCGAACUUGGCGUAAAAUCAUGGCUUAUCAAACAGCUUUACUCCUUAGGAAUAAGAACACCAACUCCGAUCCAAAAUGGGUGCAUAACAAAAAUACUUGGUGGUCAUGACUGCAUCGGAGCGGCCAAGACGGGGUCCGGUAAAACAUUUGCGUUUGCGUUACCCAUACUGCAGCAUUUAGCCGAAGAUCCUUACGGAAUAUUCGCAUUAGUACUUACUCCUACACAUGAGCUAGCAUAUCAAAUAGCAGACCAGUUCAGCAUCCUUGGCCAACCACUUAAACUACGAGUGUGCAUUGUCACUGGUGGGUCGGACCAGUUGGAGGAGUCUUUGAAAUUGGCUAAGAAGCCCCAUAUAGUAGUUGCGAUGCCUGGACGACUCGCAGACCAUAUAACGGGUUGCAACACAUUCUCGCUGAAGAAGAUUAAGUAUCUUGUCUUGGAUGAGGCUGACAGGCUUUUCAGCGAGUCUUUCCAAGAGGAUCUGGAGACGAUAUUCAACUCGUUGCCACAAAAAAGGCAGAACCUUUUAUUUUCAGCCACGAUCACGGAUGAUGUUAGGGAGUCCAAAUUGUUGCCUCUUAACAAGGACCAACUAUACACGUGGCAGGAUUCGGAUGAACAGCUGACCGUGUCAACACUUGACCAGCGUUACGUGGUGUGUCCGGCUUACGCUAGGGACGUGUACCUGGUGCAGACGCUGAGGAAGUACCGCGAGACCAAACCCAGCUCCCACGUCAUAAUCUUCACUGAUACCAAGAAGGAAUGCCAAGUCCUAUCGAUGAUGCUGAAUGCAAUAAAUAUGGACAACGUCUGCCUCCACGGCUACAUGAGGCAGAAGGAACGGCUCGCCGCCCUGACUCAGUUCAGGAGUAACCUGAAAUGCACCCUGGUGGCGACCAAUGUGGCCGCCAGGGGCUUGGACAUACCUACCGUGGAUUUGGUGGUCAACCACAAACUGCCUUUGGAGCCAAAGGAGUAUAUUCACAGAGUGGGAAGAACGGCCCGCGCCGGCAGAAGCGGGAUGGCGAUAUCUCUUAUCACACCUUACGACAUACUGAGGCUGGGUCAAAUCGAGGAACAGAUCAAGACUAAACUUGCUGAGUACAAAAUAGACGACGACGAAGCAGUGAAAGUAUUCACCACGGUCAGCGUGACGCGUCGCGAGCAAGAGGCCCAGCUGGACAACGAGGAGUUUGAGCGGAGGAAGAAGGAUUACCGCAUAAAGAGGUGGAUCCAGGCCGGGGUGGACCCUGACAUGAUGGAGGAAGGAUUCGAGGAAAUGCGACGUGAACGAAUAAAAGCCGCCAAGAAAGCUAAACUGGCGAAAAUAAAAGAGAUGCAAUCAUCUGGCCAAUGGAAAAACGAAAAGGGACAGAUAGAUAACCGCCUCCAACCGACAGAGAUGGAGCAUAUCGAUGCCUCUAUCAGGGAUGGGAUGAAGAAAGUGAAUAAACGUUUGAUGAAGAAAGAUGAUAGGUUUAAGAAUGUUAUAGGGAAAAUUUGUAAUAUUAAACGGAAAGCGGAGAAUGUGAAGGAAGUGAAAACAGAGAACCUGCCGAAGAAGAAGAAGAAAGUUGUUGGGAAUAAAUGAUAGUGCAAUAUUAUGUGUU
Amyelois transitella is the source of this 1924-nucleotide messenger RNA. RefSeq names its product probable ATP-dependent RNA helicase Dbp45A (gene Dbp45A). The coding region runs from base 286 to 1905 and encodes 539 amino acids. The transcript is spliced from 9 exons. NCBI's taxonomy places the organism in Eukaryota, Metazoa, Arthropoda, Insecta, Lepidoptera, Pyralidae. Gene Ontology annotation, molecular function: ATP binding; nucleic acid binding; RNA helicase activity. The record is from RefSeq and is a predicted model, not a curated record.